UCAGAUCAUCUGUGACACAUAUAUUCACCUUUGUUCACAGACGUUUAAAGAGCGUGCAGCAGAGAUUACAGCGCAGAUAGAGGCAUUCGCCAUACAGAAGAGGGUCGCCGGCAACGAGUGCUCGGAGCUGCGUACUACUAUUACUGAUAGAAAAAGCAGGAUACGGCAAUUGCAGGUGCGAUAUGACAGCAGUGUUGCGACAAUAGGUACUACCAUGGAUGGGGCGCCGAUGAGCACCGCAUACUUAAAGAUACAAAGUGUUCAAGAGCGGUACAUGCUGCGAGAACAAGGCGACAAGUUGGACGAAACAAUUAGACGAACAGAACAGGAAAUACGUAGCAUGGAAAACACAUUGCGUGUAGUAAACGUAUGUAACGACAAAUAUAGGGACAGUAUAAGCACGGUUGGUCAGGACGGAUCUGAGUGGACGGAACAAAACAGACUCGAUGAGCAGAUGCAUAAUGCACGACAGAAGCUAUUGCAAAAACAAACGCAACUGCAACGAUUGUUUGAUAAAUUACAGAAGACGCAGAAUGAUCAUACUCAAUUGCUCAACGAUAUUGAAAAAAGCAAAGAAGAAAAGGAUAAUAAAGAACGUUACUUAUCAGCUAUUGAGAAACAAACGGCAGAACAAGAAGAGAAGAUAUCCAGAGCCAAUAAGAGCCUUCGUAAGGUACUGAAGGAUAUACGAAAUUUGUAUAUCUCUAAAAGGGACGACACUGUGCUUAUGCAACAGAGAGAAGUGGAAUUACGAGAGCUUCAAGAACAAAACGCCCUAGUUCUUCAAGAUAUCGCGGAGUUCACAAUUCGUCAUGUAGAAGCUGAAGCGUACGUUAAGAAAUUGCUGAUAGCCAAGAACAUUGAGUUACCAUAUUUUUCUUCAUCGAUUAAAUCGCCUUGUGGUAGUUCCGCAGGCACGAUAGACCAUUUGAAGAGUACGAGUCGCAUAAGUGCCUUUACAUCAUCAAGGGAAAGUAUCAGUAGCGUAAUUAAAAUGGAGCUGCAAUUUGAGGAACCGAGUAACGCAUCGAGGAAAACUGUAAAGCAUGAUGCCGCAUCUAAAGAAUCGCUCGUUUUAUCAAAGCGAUCUACUAUUGCACACAAAAAGCAAUUAUGGAAAAAAUCAUAAUAAUAAUUUCAAUAGCAUAAUACUUCAAACUGGGCAUCUACAUGCUAGUCGACUUCAGCUAAAAUAAAUGU
Trachymyrmex cornetzi is the source of this 1200-nucleotide messenger RNA. RefSeq names its product coiled-coil domain-containing protein 39. Gene Ontology annotation, biological process: cilium-dependent cell motility; inner dynein arm assembly; epithelial cilium movement involved in determination of left/right asymmetry. The annotation marks the transcript as partial. Lineage: Eukaryota; Metazoa; Arthropoda; Insecta; Hymenoptera; Formicidae. The record is from RefSeq and is a predicted model, not a curated record. The transcript has 4 exons. Gene Ontology annotation, cellular component: axoneme.